GAACAAUUCUCCCAAAAAAACCCAAAGGUCAGAGAAUCCACUGGCUGCGACAUUUCGCCGACGAGAGAAGCGUUGAAGAUCAUCUUUUCGAGUCGCCGGAAGUGACCUGAGAUCAAACGCCUUUGUUCAUCUUCAUCAUGUGGAGAAGAAUCGUCUCUUCUCACCUUAAAACCCUAGCUACAGCAUCCGAUUUCGCUGUUGCUUCUUCCUCUCGCCGAUUGGUCGUCUCCAAGCCCGUUGGUCUCCAUCUCUCCAUCAAUCGAUCAACGAUUUCUGCUUCUUCGUCUGUCUUCCCUCGCCAUUUCAGCUCCGAAUCAGCAGAAACAUCUGUAAAGAAGAAUGUGGAGGAUGUUAUGCCUAUUGCAACUGGACAUGAAAGAGAGGAGCUUGAAGCUGAGCUUGAGGGAAGGAGGCUGCUUGACAUCGACUACCCUGAAGGUCCUUUUGGUACUAAGGAAUCUCCCGCUGUCGUAAAGUCCUACUAUGACAAGAGAAUUGUCGGAUGCCCUGGUGGUGAAGGCGAGGAUGAACACGACGUCGUAUGGUUCUGGCUAGAGAAAGGAAAGUCAUUUGAAUGUCCAGUGUGCUCUCAAUACUUCGAGCUCGAAGUGGUUGGUCCAGGCGGACCACCAGACGGUCAUGGUGACGAUGAAGACCACCACCAUUGAUUCCAGUGUUAUCUCAGCCGCAAAAUUUUUUUUACUGUUUUGGUGAGUGCAAUAAAUAUUUCUCUAAAAU
Molecule: messenger RNA, 738 nt
Organism: Arabidopsis arenosa
Lineage: Eukaryota; Viridiplantae; Streptophyta; Magnoliopsida; Brassicales; Brassicaceae
Source: the annotation of a GenBank genome assembly